Messenger RNA from Symbiodinium necroappetens, 336 nucleotides. The record is from the annotation of a GenBank genome assembly. NCBI's taxonomy places the organism in Eukaryota, Dinophyceae, Suessiales, Symbiodiniaceae.
AUGGUGUCUGAAUCCAUUCUGCCUGUUGCUCCUCGUCGUGAUAUUCUGGCUCACACCAGAAGCUGCAUCCAACGACAAGUUGGUGGCGCAGGUCGACGAGUCCUUUGCCUGGCUAGUUCGCUUGGUGUUGCUGCUGGCUAUCCCGGUGCUGCUGCGACUUGUGGUGGCUGGCCUGGUCUGGUUCGCCAUCAAGGACGGCCUUUGGACCACGAGCCGGGCCAUUCGAGACUUCCAGCCCGAUGUCCUCCUGGGCUUCUCCUGGGGAGGUGGCGUGGCACUUUGGCUUCUCUCCGAGGGCCGCUGGAAGGUCCCUGCCGGAGGGUUUCCAAACAGUGA